Medioppia subpectinata is the source of this 1908-nucleotide messenger RNA. The record is from the annotation of a GenBank genome assembly. Lineage: Eukaryota; Metazoa; Arthropoda; Arachnida; Sarcoptiformes; Oppiidae.
AUUGAUUAUUUUGCAGGCAUUUGGCCGUUCGGUCCCACUAUUUGUAAUCUAUGGGUGACGUGCGAUGUGUUGUGCUGUUCCUCAAGUAUUCUCCACAUGUGUUUCAUAUCUGUUGGACGUUAUAUCGGUAUUAAGAAUCCAUUGCACGCCAGACAAGCGCCGCUUCUGGUCUCUCGGAGGGCCGUCCUCUUCAAGAUUGUGUUGGCCUGGCUUUUGUCGGCUGUCAUCACUUCGCCCCUCACUAUCAUGGCACUAUUCGAUACCAGUAAUAUACAACCGGAACCACUGGUCUGUGCCAUAUCUAGUCGUCCUUUUCAGAUAUUGGGCUCAUUGAGUGCCUUCUUCGUCCCAAUGGUUGUUAUGUUGUCCUCAUAUGUACUCACAGUUAGACUAUUGAGAAGAAAAGCCAAAUUCUAUGAGGACUCGACUCAUAACUACUCGACGACCCAAACGGACAAAGAAUCGUCAGAAUUCAAUAAAUUCAAGAGAACCACUCCAUCAUCGGUCAAAGAUUAUUAUUUAGCGAACCGAACCGUAAGCUCGAGCUCUUCCUCAUCAGGAAAUAGCGCUACUUCUGGUAAUUUACAAUUAAUGGUCAAUCAGUGCUCGACAUCACAGUAUGAAAUGAGUUGCACUGACUCUCACUUACGACCCAUCAGUCCAUCACAUAAUAAUCAAUCGACCAAACGAUGGGACUCGACGUCCAUUAGGAGUGAACCAAAUCAUUGCACAACAACUAAGUCGAGCAGUCGGAAGACAACACAGCCAUUGAUGUUGAGGACACUGGGCUCGAGUCUUCAGGUGCGUAACGAACAAAAGGCCACCAAAGUGUUAGGUCUGGUAUUCUUCGCGUUUGUCAUAUGUUGGGCGCCGUUCUUCUCAUUGAACUUUAUGUUCGGAAUCCUUCCCUCCCAUGUGUUGGAGUCUAACAUUCCCGAUGAAGUGACCACUACUUUCUUAUGGCUCGGCUAUAUCUCAAGUAUCAUAAAUCCCAUUAUUUACACAAUUUUUAAUCGCAAUUUUCGUCGGGCUUUCAAACGAAUACUUUUGUGCCAAAUCUGUGCAAACGAUUCGCUUCCCAAUAGACGCUAUAGUCAGACGGCAUCUCAAAUGCGAGACAAUACCCAUCAUAAGCGCUGUUCGGCGUCUCCGGCGCACCAGAACUCCAGAUUAUGUGAUAUAAACACUUCAUUCAAUGACAACAGUGACACCAAUGACAGCAAUAACCAUAGGAGUCAUAACCAUAACUAUCACAACCAUAAUAAACCCGUGUCCUGGAAGUUCAACACAACGUUCAACGCCCGCAACAACGGCUCAAAAGCGACCCAAUCCUACAAUUUAGACCGUAAUAUCGAGUGUUCGCUAUAAUUCAUUAGUAAAACAACAUCUCAAUACAAAUCACAAUUUUUAUUGUCAAACAAUGAAAUCAAAUCACAAUUUCUAUGAAACCAUUGAUACGAAAGAAAAAUAGACUAAAAAAAUAUGAUCAGAAAUGAGGCCUCGAAAAGCCAUUUACAAGAGCAUCGAAAGCCAGGCCAGGAUUAGUGUGAGGCCACCAAAAGGGGUAUAUCUGAUCACUUCCUUGUUCUGAGUCAAUGAGUAUGUAUAACACGUGCCACAGAAGACGCACAUUCCGAUUGUCAUCAAAGUUCCCACCUAUAAGUCAAUUCAAAUUAAAUUAUUAACAAAUUAAUACUCGUAUUUUGUAUUUCUAUAUCUCAUUAAUUUAUUGUCAUUAUUAUAGUCGUUAUUAUAAUUGUGAAAAUCAUUCAUAAAAACCAAACAUUUUAUAUAAUUAUUACUUUUUUAGGAAUCAAUUGUUUUUUGAAACCAAAUAAAUGUUUAUUUUAUAUUAAAAUACAAUUAUUUAUUAAACUCCCAAUAAUUAUACGAUGAAUGAAAUGUAAU